This is a messenger RNA of Parus major (Great Tit), 3102 nucleotides long. RefSeq names its product cilia and flagella associated protein 53 (gene CFAP53). The record is from RefSeq and is a predicted model, not a curated record. The coding region runs from base 184 to 1755 and encodes 523 amino acids. Lineage: Eukaryota; Metazoa; Chordata; Aves; Passeriformes; Paridae. The transcript is spliced from 8 exons.
CUGUGCCAGGACAUCCCCUCAGCGCCCCCGCCGUGCCAGGACAGCCCCUCAGCGCUCCCGCCGUGCCAGGACAUCCCCUCAGCGCCCCCGCCGUGCCAGGACAGCCCCUCAGCGCCCCCGCCGCCAUGAUGCCACUUCCGUCCCGCGCGCGUCCCCUCAGCAACGGCGGCGCCUCCAUCCGCCAUGGCGGCGCGGCCCCCGCCCCGUCCCCGGCCCCCUCACUGCUCUCACACCCAAAGACGCCGGGAAUUCACCGGCUGCGGGCCGCACGAGGUGGCGCUGCUAGCCAAGCCCUUCAAGAGAAACAUCGUGGAGGAGGCGAUUUUGGCUGAGAGGGUGCAGCAGGAGGAGCAGUGUGAGCAAGAACGUGACCUGCGAGUGUUCUGGCACUACCGCAACGCCUGCGACUGGUACAAGGGCGGCGAGGACAAAUGGCUGCACCGCACUGCCGAGAGGAAGGUCCGGGAAACCCUGCAGCAGUACCUGCAGGAGAUCGAUGUGAGAAGAGAGAGGCUGCGUGACUUUCUGGAGGCAGAGGAAAGUAGGCACUUUGCUGAGGUGGAAGCACUUGAUGAAGAAAAUGCACAGAACAGAGAAGUAAAGAUGAAGGAACAAGCAAAAUUACUGAGGGAGAAGAGGGAGCAGGAUAGACUAAAAGUGGUGACUGAGAAACGAGAGCAACAGUUCAGAAACCGAUGUGAAGAGUAUCGCAUACUCUGUAAAAAACAGAGUGAGAAGGAGCUGGGUGACUGCCAGCUGGCCCAGCAGACUCUGAAGGAGAUACUGAAAAAGGAAGAGAAGAUGCAGGAGCAGAAGUUGGAAGAGAUUUGUGAGAAGGAGCUGUUGGCUAAGGAUGAGGAAGCAGAGCUGAAGGCGCAGGAGGUGGCAGCGCGGAUCCGGGAGAUGCUGGAUGUGCGUGAAGCCCAGGUGGCCGUGCACACCGCUCGCCAAGAGGAGAAGAAGCAGGAGAUCAAAAAGGAGGCUGAAUGGCUGGAACAAGAUCUUCACCAGUUUAGGAAGGAAAAUGAAGAGCUUGAGAAGAAGAGGCGACAUCAGCAGAAGGAAUGCAGGGAGCUAUUGCUCAAAGCAGUGCAGGACAAGCAGAAACAUCUUGAUGCAGAAAAACAAACUCAGCUUGCCCAAGAGAAGAAAAUCUUGGAAGAAGACUUUCAGGACCCCAACAGGAUAUAUGCUGAGAUAACAACGAAAAAACAAGCGCUGUUGAAGGAGCAGCUUACUUACCUGGAUCAUCUGGCUGAACAGCUGAGGAGGGAGAAGGAGCAAGAAAGAGAAGACGAGAAGCUCUUGAAGGAAGAGAGGGAUCAGGCUUGGGCCAAGAGGGUUGAGAAAAUGAAAGAAGAGAGGGAGGCUCGAUUUCAGCUGCUGAGAGAUGUCAUGAACACAAGACAGACUCAGAUGGAGGAGAAGUUGCAGAAAAAAGCACAGAGGAAAAUAGAGAUUGCUGAAGAGAAGAAGAAAAUGGCUGAAGCAAUCAGAGAAUUUGAACGUGAAGAAGAAGAAAAACGUAUAAGAAAAGUACAGAAGGCCAAAGAAUACAGAGACCAGCUCACAACUCAAAUUGCCUAUCAACAGUGUCUCCAGAAAGCUGAGGAAGAGAAGAGGAAGAAAGAGCUUGAAUCAAACAUGGAAGCAGAGAGAAAGUACCAGGAAAGGGUACGGUUAAUUCUGUCAAUGCCCAAUGAGUCUGUGCUAAAGCUUCCCACCACGAAAAAAGCACUAAUGCUUGACUCUUAAGGGCAUCACUCACUGUGGCAUUUUAGCUCACUCAGUUGCCCAUAAAAACAUUUUCUUGGGAUGCUUACACCUGAUUUGAGUUGGAAGAACUCUCUCCCUGGUGAUACUCAAAACAUUUAAUUGGAAAUUACAAGAAACAUAGUAUUUUAAAGUUUUUUUUCCCCACAUGGAUUUUUUUUUUUUUUUGGACAAAUCUGAUCCAAUCCUAAGUGCUUGAAAUUUUAAUUCAAGAAUAUUGCCUGCUCUCUACAAUAUAAUAGUGUAUUAUUAUAACAUGAAUAAUGCACAGGCAUUCUUUUAAAUCUUCACAAAGAAAAUUUGUAGAAAACUUUCAGCAAACCUUUAUUAAAUGCCUUUCAAACUGAAAAGGUCUGCAAAAUUAUUUUCUUUGUAUUUAGAUACCAAGUACAAAACUCUGAAUGUAUUUUACUGUGGGGUGAACAUUAAAAAGCUGAUAUUCUUUUGCACAGAUUCUGGUAGCUGUUGAAUGAUCUGUGGAGUACUGGAGUCCCAAGUCUGCGACUCCUCUCACAGACAGAAUUAAGUAUGCAGAGGUGAAGUUAGAGGUGUCUUGUGAAAAGGUUUAUUCUCUAUAAUUUUCAUGGCACCUCUGCCUCUCUGGGCUUCCUUGGAUCACCACACUCUGAGCACAUGGAAUGUGGGGCCAGAGCACCACCACCAUUUUAAAACAGCAACACAGAAGCUGGCUGGCUGUCCCCAGGAAGGUGUUGGUGGGUUUUGGCAGUGGGGAACAGGGACAUCUCGCUGACCUCUCUGCCCCCAUGCCAGUGGCCAGCUUGCCCCUAAUGCAGGAGGACAUGUGGGUGACACGAGGAGCACGGGUAGGAGUGACCCAGCUGCUCCCCACAGUGCUGCUCCUGACCAGCUCCUUGCUGGAAAUAAAAAAUAGUCAAAACUAUUUCAUUAGUUUUUCCUCUGUCCCGUUCAGAGGAGGGAAGUGAAGAAUCCAUGUAAAACCUCUCAUCCUUUCUUGCUCACAGACUUUGUGGCAUUUGGAAACGUUUUAUGUCCUUUUUUUCAUUUUUCCAUAUGAGUCUUUGCUGCUGCUUAUCUGAAGCUGUUUCUCUCUCCUUCAGCUUUUCAGCUUCUGCCAUCUUUCCUCCAGCUCCUGCUUUUUCACCCUUUUCUUCCAAAACUUGCAUCUUCUACUAGCCACUUGCUCUGCCAUUUUUGCCCUCCCACCCUCCUUUUCAGUUUGUGGCCCCCUGUCAGCAAACCAGGUUGUGUUUUUGUUGUGUGAGAACAUGACUGGAUGCGUAGAGGAGCUGAUAAUUAGCUGGAAUCAGAGCUCAGGAGCACCAGAUCCCAGACAUCUUGGAACAAAUC